Molecule: messenger RNA, 3956 nt
Organism: Syngnathoides biaculeatus (alligator pipefish)
Lineage: Eukaryota; Metazoa; Chordata; Actinopteri; Syngnathiformes; Syngnathidae
Gene: pax2a
Product: paired box 2a
Exons: 10
Coding region: 1-1224 (407 amino acids)
Biological process (GO): regulation of transcription by RNA polymerase II; anatomical structure development
Molecular function (GO): RNA polymerase II cis-regulatory region sequence-specific DNA binding; DNA-binding transcription factor activity, RNA polymerase II-specific
Source: RefSeq, a predicted model, not a curated record
AUGUUACGCUUCCCCCUCCCCGCUGCCGCUGUUGUAUCCCACGCAGGGCACGGCGGCGUGAACCAGCUCGGCGGGGUGUUCGUCAACGGAAGACCCCUCCCGGACGUGGUGCGCCAGCGGAUCGUGGAGCUGGCCCACCAAGGGGUCCGGCCCUGCGACAUCUCCAGACAGCUACGGGUCAGUCACGGCUGCGUCAGCAAAAUCCUCGGCAGGUACUACGAAACGGGCAGUAUCAAACCGGGGGUGAUCGGGGGUUCCAAACCCAAGGUGGCCACCCCAAAAGUGGUCGACAAGAUCGCCGAGUACAAGCGCCAGAACCCGACCAUGUUCGCCUGGGAGAUCCGGGACCGGUUGCUGGCCGAGGGCGUGUGCGACAACGACACCGUGCCCAGCGUUUCGUCCAUCAACAGGAUUAUCCGCACCAAAGUCCAGCAGCAGUUCCACCCGUCCCCCGACGGAUCCGUCACGCCGCUCUCCACGCCGGGACACACCAUAGUCCCCAGCACAGCCUCCCCGCCUGUGACCAGCGCCUCCAACGACCCCGUAGGAUCCUACUCCAUCAACGGCAUCCUGGGAAUCCCUCGCUCCAAUGGCGAGAAGAGGAAACGAGACGAAGUUCUCUGGACUGGCAACCACUUGGACGGACGGAAAAUCGGACAUUGCGGUUCUGACGGCUCGGGCCCAGGCAGCGACUCUCAGGGCAGCGUGGAGAGUUUAAGGAAGCACCUGCGGGCGGACGCGUUCACCCAGCAGCAGUUGGAGGCCCUGGACCGCGUGUUCGAACGCCCGUCCUACCCGGACGUCUUCCCUACUUCCGAACACAUCAAACCCGAGCAGGCGAACGAGUACUCCCUCCCGUCCCUGAACGCCGGCCUGGAAGACGUGAAACCGAGCCUCUCCAGCAGCGGCAGCUCCGACCUCGCCUCCAGCGUCUCUCAGAGCUACUCGGUUGUGACAGGUCGAGACAUGGCGAGCACCACCUUACCAGGGUACCCACCUCACGUCCCGCCAACGGGACAAGGCAGCUACCCGACCUCGACACUCGCUGGAAUGGUUCCAGGAGGGGACUUUUCUGGAAACCCUUAUUCUCAUCCGCAGUACACUACUUAUAACGAAGCAUGGCGGUUCAGCAAUCCAGCAUUACUAAGUUCCCCUUAUUAUUAUAGUGCCGCAUCCCGUGGCUCCGCACCUCCCACCGCUGCCGCUGCCUACGACCGCCACUAGUUACCAUGGAGACCAGCUCAAACUGCAGGGCCGCGGCUUCGGCCUCCGUAUUGUCCCCGUCUGAGAAAACGCUGAGGUCAAAGGGAAUUGCGAGGGGGAGAACCUAACGGAAAAGCCGCCGGGUCACGCGGACUAGAGGAAGGAUCGGCGAGGUUGGACGCCGAUGCGUCAGCGUUACACACUUGGGGCCGUACGAGUCACCGCAACCAUCGCGGCCUCACUGCCCCACAGAACCCCACCCACCCAACCACCACCCGGAACAUUUCCAGAAUCAUUUUGAAGAGAUUAUAUAAAUAUAUAUAUAUAUAUAUAUAUUAUGAAAUAUAAAUUCAAGACGUGUGACGAUUCCAUGUGGAAAAAAAACAAAACAUCUUGUGGGAUUUUAUUUUGCCUCUUAGUUGCUGUUGUUGGUCUUUUAUUCACACCAUCCUCACGUUGCUUUUCCAUCAUGAAGUGCAGUAUUUUUCAGCUCUUAAAGUCCCUGUAACGUGAAUUCCGACUUGUAGUAAAUGCAUUACACAGCAAUUUUCACUAUUUCCGUUUUCCUGAUUUCUGACACACCUCGGCGUCCCGCAUGAGUCCACCCCUCACCCACCAGAUAACAGCCGAACCACCUAUGUUCAUUUGAGUGGCUACCUAGCGCAGCCACGAGUAACUUAGUUACGACUACUGGGCCCAUUUUUACCACUAGAACCCGCUAGCUAGCUGUGCCUACGCCGCAAAAAUGCGUCUUCUCUGGAUGCCACAAUUAAUGGAACAGUUUAGUGGAUUAUGAAAAUUCCCAGGAGGUGACACCAGGAUGAGCCCACUGCCCACCAUCUGGAAAGGGGAAGGGGAAGGACCCCGGUUCACUCAUGAUCGGGGGCGCUGGUGGCUAGCACCUCUCAUGGAAGACCCUGCGACGACCCAGUGGGAUGCAUUCUAGUCACUGAUGCUAUUUUUGCAGCGCAAACAUAUAGAGAUGCGAAGGCAAACUAGCAUCAAUUUUUCAGGUCGUAGUCGCGGUAUUUGGAUUGGAGAAUUUCAAAGUUCAGUUCAUAGUCAAAUGUGGCAGGGUUGUUAACAACACUCCUUUGUGGUGUCUUUGUUUUUCACUUCAAAAAGACAUUAAUAAGAGACAAAUGGUUUAAUAGCUUGACGGUAAAGCGGAUUCCGUUGCAAAGACGUUAAUUAUCAUCCUGGCUGUGUGUCGUAGAGACGUCCCGACUCUGUUGCUUCUAAAGGAUUCCCCAUUUUCUGAGCCCACAAAAAAAAAAAAAAAAAACGGCAGCGUCAUGUAGCGAAGAAUCAGAUGUAAAUUGUUUUUCAAAAUACAAAUGUCAACUUGGAAUUUUUAAAUGUUAAAUUAUUUUUUUCUGUUACAAAUGAUGUUACCAAGGAAAAUGCACCGGUUUUGAGCGUAGUUGUCACACGUUGCUAAUAUUCCACUCUGUCCGUGAACAACCGAUUUGUUUUCUUUUCCAAAUUCAGAAAAUGGUUUUUUUUUGUUUUUGUUUUUUUUUUUGGGAAUCUUUUGAAUUUAUGGUGUGCAUGGACAUCAGUAGAACUCAGUGGACUUUGUAAGCCAUAGCUCCUUGGCUCCACUAAAAAAAAUCCUGUUCACCAACUCGGUCGCACCACUAGAUGCCUACAGUUGAGCAUACCGACUGUAAAUUAGCUUCGACGUAUGCCUUAUAAAACGAUUUGUUCACCUUCACCUACGGCAUCGAAGACAUACACGCCGCCAUUCUUUGCCUCGCAUUUAACUCUCGCUGUGGACUGAAAGAAAAACCCUUGUUCCUUUUGUUUGACUAUUUUGUGAAUGUACUUUUAACUACAUUUGCCAAAGACUUAGUUUGAUAUUUAAUAUUUUAUUUACAGUGUACGUGAGCGUAACGAAGCAGUAUUACCUUCGAAAACGAGCAAAACGUGCCGGCGCCGACGACGGACGAGGUGACAUCCGGCGACAAUUGUGUUCCACUGCUUUGUCGAAUGACUUGUGAAUAUUGUGAAGACAAUUCUUUGUAAAUACUGUCGCAGUAUCACACUAUUGAACCGGCUCCCUUUGUAGAUAAAACAGACCGAUGCAUUUUCGUGUGUCUUAAUUGUCACGUCGCGCCGUAGCCGACGGCGCAACUGCUGUGUAAAGCGCCGGGGCUACGUGCCGUUUGUAGCAGGCUAACCGCAGAACUGUAGGCUGCCCUUGUUAUUUCCCGUCCAUGAUAAUGCCAUAACGAUGUUUUAUGUCACUAUGCAACAAGUUCAAUGGCUUUUCUGUAUCAUCUUUUGUUGCCGAGCCUCGAACUAACGCUUCUGUGGGGAAAAGGAGCGCGGUGUCGAAGAAUGUUCCUUUCAGCGAGGGUUAGUCCGUGUCAAUAAAAAAAAAAAAGACCAAAAAAAAAGAAAAAAAAACCCCCAACAAAAAAAAAAAAUAGCAACUCUACUGUUGUCCCGUCGGCCAUUUCUAGAUGUUGUGAUCAUUGAGUUCAUCCAAUUCAGUCAGCUCUCAAUGUAUAGACGCAUCCAUCUCAUUCCUUCCUACUAGUAAAACUGUACAUCCUCCGGUAAACAUGACGAUGUCGGAGAAACAGACUGCCGCCACCAUUUAGUCGGGAAUCUUAGCUGUGCUAAGCGGAGCACCUGUGAGGAUGUGGCUCUGUUGUAACGAUGACGCAGGCGAUGUGUCGUGGACAUGGAAAAACGAAAAAAGGAUUUUUGAGGAGAAAAUCUAUAUGGAAAGCCCUGUGGCCUCA